Brassica oleracea var. oleracea is the source of this 1323-nucleotide messenger RNA. RefSeq names its product quinone oxidoreductase-like protein At1g23740, chloroplastic. Gene Ontology annotation, molecular function: oxidoreductase activity, acting on the CH-CH group of donors, NAD or NADP as acceptor; zinc ion binding. The transcript is spliced from 4 exons. Lineage: Eukaryota; Viridiplantae; Streptophyta; Magnoliopsida; Brassicales; Brassicaceae. The record is from RefSeq and is a predicted model, not a curated record. Bases 37 to 1194 code for a protein of 385 amino acids.
AUAAGCCGUUUCGUGAAAUUAGCGGUAGACUGAAAAAUGAACACUGCGCUUGCAACAACCACCGCCACAACUCCCGCGCUUCGCCGCGAGACACCUCCUCUCCGUCAUUGUUCUCUCGCAAAACCGUCAGUUUUCCGAUUAAACAGAGUAGGAUUCAAAUCCGGCGUGCAAACCAUCGGGAAGUCAUUACUGAGGAUAUCCGCGAGCAAUCAGAGCGCUUCAGCGGCAGUUAACGUCGCGGCGGAUACUUCAAUUCCAAGCGAGAUGAAGGCUUGGGUGUACAGUGAAUACGGCGGAGUGGAUGUUCUGAAGGUAGAGAGCAACAUUGCUGUUCCGGUGGUUAACGAUGAUCAGGUAUUGAUCAAAGUUGUUGCGGCGGCUCUUAAUCCCGUCGACGCAAAGAGACGGCAAGGAAAGUUCAAAGCCACCGAUUCGCCUCUCCCGACGGUUCCUGGAUACGACGUCGCAGGAGUAGUGGUGAAGGUGGGAAGCGCGGUGAAAGACUUCAAACAAGGAGACGAAGUAUACGCAAACGUGAGCGAGAAAGCGUUGGAAGGACCGAAGCAAUCCGGCUCUCUGGCGGAGUACACGGCCGUGGAAGAGAAGCUUUUAGCCUUAAAGCCUAAAAACAUCGAUUUCGCUCAAGCCGCGGGGCUUCCGCUUGCUAUUGAAACCGCCGACGAAGGUCUCGUUAGGACGGAGUUCUCCGCCGGGAAAUCAAUUCUCGUUCUCAACGGCGCCGGAGGAGUAGGAAGCCUUGCGAUUCAGCUUGCGAAGCACGUCUACGGAGCUUCGAAGGUGGCUGCAACAGCGAGCACCGGGAAGCUAGAGCUGGUGAGAAGCUUAGGUGCUGAUUUAGCUAUUGAUUACACCAAGGAGAACAUUGAAGACUUGACUGAGAGAUUCGAUGUCGUCUUUGACGCCAUUGGGAUGUGUGAUAAGGCGGUGAAGGUGAUAAAGGAAGGAGGGAAAGUUGUGGCCUUGACCGGAGCCGUCACGCCUCCUGGUUUCAGAUUCGUUGUGACAUCUAACGGCGAUGUUCUGAAGAAACUGAAUCCAUACAUUGAGAGUGGGAAGGUGAAGCCUGUGGUUGAUCCCAAAGGACCUUUUCCAUUCUCACGUGUGGCUGAUGCUUUCUCAUACCUAGAAACGAACCAUGCCACAGGGAAGGUCGUUGUAUAUCCUAUCCCUUGAGUUGCUUAAGUGUAGCCUUAUUUAUAUGUUAAGCUAAUUAAACAAGCGUCAAAAGUCGUUGUAGAGGGUUUUGAGUUAUAAACUCAUAUGAAUAUGGAAACUAAAAUGCUAUUUAUAGCUUUUUCAUUA